Saccharomyces kudriavzevii IFO 1802 is the source of this 5970-nucleotide messenger RNA. RefSeq names its product Arf family guanine nucleotide exchange factor SEC7 (gene SEC7). NCBI's taxonomy places the organism in Eukaryota, Fungi, Ascomycota, Saccharomycetes, Saccharomycetales, Saccharomycetaceae. The transcript has a single exon. Gene Ontology annotation, molecular function: guanyl-nucleotide exchange factor activity. The coding region runs from base 1 to 5970 and encodes 1989 amino acids. The record is from RefSeq and is a predicted model, not a curated record. Gene Ontology annotation, biological process: regulation of ARF protein signal transduction.
AUGUCCGAGCAGAAUUCAUUAGGGAAUGCUGAAGCAUCUCCAAAAGUAGGGACCAUUUCUUCAAUCGACCAAACUGCAAAAUCACAGCAUAACCAAGAAAAAGAAGAAGAAACUAAAGAGACAGAACUUAAUGAACUUGAAAAACAAAAACACAAGGAUAAAGGUGUCGCAAAUGUAGCAGAUGCAAACGAAAUAUGUAGCCAUGCGGUAAACGAAUCUCAAGUGCCAGAAAAAGAAACUGAAGAUAUUGCUGCCAAUGAAGACGAGAAUGAUGAUGACGAUGAUGAAGAUGAUGACGAUGACGACGAUGAGGAGGAGGACGAUGAUACCGACGCUAGCAGCAGCUCAGAAGUUGGUUCUGAAGAAGGCGAAGAUUCCGAAUCAGUCUCAGGGGAAAGUGCUGCCAGCAGCUCUGCUGAAGACGAGGAAUCUGAUGAAAGUGAUGGAAAUACAUCAAAUGGCUCGUCUGGCGAUGAAAGUGUAUCAGAAGAAGAAGAAGAAAAUGUUGACGAACCUGUUGCCAUUGAACAAAAUAUUGCCCCCACCAGCGAUACUACUGCCACACAGUUUACUCACACAAAAAAUAUUUCACCAUCCUCAAAUGGUCCGAAUAUAAACUCAACUAUAAUUUUAGUGAAGACUACGUUAGAGACUAUUUUGAGUGAUAAGGACAUUAAAAAAAAUUCCAGUGCUCAAAAGGCCAUUGAAAGAACAUUGCAAAAAUUCAAAGAAUUCGAUCCGCAAGCCACAAGUACCCCCCAUUACGUGGAUUCCAUAUUGGUCUUCGAAGCCUUGAGGGCAAGUUGUCGCACUAAAUCUUCCAGAAUUCAAAGCUUGGCUUUAGAUUGUCUGUCAAAACUGUUUUCCUUCAGAUCCCUCGACGAAACGCUGCUAGUGAAUCCUCCUGAUUCUCUAGCUUCUAACGACCAACAACAAAACGUGGCCGAUGGUAUAACACCACCUCCAAAGCAAAAAGUUAUAGAUGCUGCGAUUGAUACCAUUUCCGCCUGUUUUCAAGGUGAAGGUACUGAUGAACGCGUGGAAUUACAAAUCGUAAGAGCUCUAUCUAGUUGCAUUUUAGAGGAAGAUUCAAGCUCUUUAUGCCACGGAGCUUCCUUGUUAAAGGCUAUCAGGACAAUUUACAACGUUUUUGUCUUUUCAUUAAACGCAUCAAACCAAGGUAUUGCUCAAGCCACCUUAACACAAAUCAUUAGUUCAGUGUACGAUAAAAUUGAUCUCAAACAAACUGUUUCUUCAACAGUCUCUUUAUCAACAAAAAGCCAUCAGCAACAGUCCGCCACAGAACUUUCCGAACUUUCUGAGAAUGUAGAAACGCCAGUUCCGUUAACUUUAGAGAAUAUGGAUAAAUUGAACGACGAUGAAGAGAGAUUGAUGGAUACUCAACAACCAGAGUCGAAUGCUAUCACCAACCAAGACCUCGCGGUUAAGGACGCAUUCUUAGUCUUUAGGGUAAUGGCGAAGAUAUGUGCUAAACCACUAGAAACAGAACUCGACAUGAGAGCACACGCUGUAAGAUCGAAACUUCUGUCCCUUCACAUCAUUUAUUCCAUCAUCAAAGACCAUAUUGAUGUCUUCCUUUCGCAUAACAUUUAUCUACCAGGAAAGGAGCGUGUUUGUUUUAUCGAUUCAAUCAGACAAUACUUGCGUCUUGUUUUAUCAAGAAAUGCUGCCUCUCCCUUAGCUCCUGUUUUCGAAGUUACUUUAGAAAUUAUGUGGUUACUAAUUGCUAAUUUGAGAGCAGAUUUUGUAAAGGAGAUUCCAGUUUUUUUAACAGAAAUUUACUUCCCUAUUUCAGAAUUAACUACCUCUACUUCCCAACAGAAAAGAUAUUUUUUGAGUGUUAUCCAACGAAUUUGUAAUGAUCCAAGAACUUUAGUUGAAUUUUAUUUGAAUUAUGAUUGUAAUCCUGGAAUGCCAAAUGUCAUGGAGGUAACUGUUGAUUACUUAACAAGGUUGGCUUUAACUAGAGUGGAAAUUACUCAAACUCAAAGAUCGUAUUACGAUGAACAGAUAUCAAAAUCCUUAUCCACCUACAAUUUCUCCCAGUUACCCCUUUUGACUUCUUCCAACUUAUCUUCGAGUCCUGAUAUCGGCCAGGUCAAUUUACUUUUCCCCCUUGAUUUUGCCCUCAAAAUGGUGUCACUGAAUUGCAUUGUAUCAGUUUUGCGUUCUUUGAGCUCGUGGGCUCACAAAGCUUUGAAUCCAAACCCCAAUUCCGCUAAUAAGGUCACGCUAAACACAACAUCGUCAGGGCCCCAAGAAUCUAGAUCAUCUCUUAAUAAUGAUGUGGCCAGUAACGACGACAUCAAACCAUCAUAUGAAGAUGAAGAGAGUAGAUCUUUGAGUAGUCAAAAUAUUGACGCGGAUGACCCCACACAAUUUGAAAAUUUGAAGUUAAGGAAAACUGCUUUGUCAGAAUGUGUUUUCUUUUUUAAUAAUAAACCCAAAAAAGCUAUUCCUCUACUUAUUCAAAAGGGAUUUUUGAAGGAUGAUUCUCCAAAUUCAAUUGCCAAGUGGCUACUAAAAACUGAGGGUUUAGAUCUGGCUGCCAUUGGUGAUUACUUAGGUGAAGGUGACGACAAGAACAUUGCUAUCAUGCACGCUUUCGUAGAUGAAUUCGACUUUACCGGUAUGUCUAUUGUUGAUGCAUUAAGAUCAUUUUUACAAAGCUUCAGGUUGCCUGGCGAAGGUCAAAAAAUCGAUAGAUUUAUGUUGAAAUUUGCUGAGAGAUUCGUUGACCAAAACCCUGGAGUCUUUUCAAAAGCGGAUACUGCAUACGUGCUAUCGUACUCUUUAAUAAUGUUAAACACGGAUUUGCAUUCGUCACGGAUUAAGAAUAAAAUGUCUUUGCAGGAGUUUUUUGAAAACAAUGAAGGAAUUGAUAAUGGAAGAGAUUUGCCGAGGGAGUUCUUGGAAGGUCUAUUCAAUGAAAUCGCUAAUAAUGAAAUUAAACUGAUUUCCGAACAGCAUCAAGCAAUGCUUACAGGUGAUACCAAUCUUGUUCAACAACAACAAUCUGCUUUCAAUUUUUUCAGUUCUCGUGAUUUAACAAGGGAGGCAUAUAAUCAAGUCUCGAAAGAAAUUUCAUCUAAGACUGAAUUAGUCUUCAAAAAUCUGAAUAAGAAUAAAGGAAGCCCAGGUAUCUAUUAUGCUGCAUCUCAUAUUGAACAUGUUAAAUCCAUUUUUGAAACACUUUGGAUGUCCUUUUUAGCAGCAUUAACUCCACCGUUCAAGGAUUACGAUGACAUCGAUACAACAAAUAAGUGCUUAGAAGGCUUAAAAAUAUCGAUAAAAAUUGCUUCCACCUUUAGAAUCAAUGAUGCUAGAACCUCUUUUGUGGGUGCUUUAGUCCAGUUCUGUAAUCUCCAAAACCUUGAGGAAAUCAAAGUCAAGAAUGUCAACGCAAUGGUAAUUCUUCUUGAAGUGGCUUUGUCCGAAGGAAAUUACUUGGAGGAAUCAUGGAAGGACAUCCUACUCGUGGUGUCUCAAAUGGAAAGAUUGCAGUUAAUAUCUAAGGGUAUUGAUAGGGAUACUGUCCCCGAUGUCGCACAAGCACGUGUUGCAAAUCCUAGAGUUUCUUAUGAAUCAUCACGAUCCAAUAACACAUCAUUUUUUGAUGUCUGGGGUAAGAAGGCGACUCCAACCGAAUUGGCUCAAGAAAAACAUCACAAUCAAACCUUAUCGCCCGAAAUCUCUAAAUUUAUAUCUUCCAGUGAAUUAGUCGUUCUGAUGGACAAUAUAUUUACCAAGAGUUCGGAGUUGUCAGGUAAUGCUAUCGUUGAAUUCAUCAAAGCGUUAACUGCCGUAUCUUUAGAAGAAAUCGAAUCAUCUGAAAAUGCUUCUACUCCAAGAAUGUUUUCUUUGCAAAAAAUGGUUGAUGUUUGUUACUAUAAUAUGGAUCGUAUCAAAUUAGAAUGGACGCCACUUUGGGCUGUUAUGGGAAAAGCCUUCAACAAAAUUGCUACAAACUCUAACCUAGCUGUCGUUUUCUUUGCUAUCGAUUCUCUGCGUCAAUUGUCAAUGAGAUUUUUAGAUAUUGAAGAAUUAUCAGGCUUUGAAUUUCAACACGAUUUUUUGAAACCUUUUGAAUACACGGUACAAAACAGCGGUAACACUGAAGUUCAAGAAAUGAUUAUCGAGUGUUUCAGGAACUUCAUAUUAACAAAAUCAGAAAGAAUUAAAUCAGGUUGGAAACCUAUUCUUGAAUCUUUACAAUAUACGGCUCGCUCAGGCACAGAAUCUAUUGUAUUAAAAACCCAAUUGUUGGUCAGCAACGAUAUUGUAACCAACCACUUUGAAAACGUAUUUUCCCAAGAAGAUGCCUUUUCUGAAUUGGUUGGCGUCUUCAGAGAAAUCACCAAAAAUAAAAGAUUUCAGAAACUAUCUCUACAUGCCUUGGAGUCACUAAGAAAGAUGACGCAGAACGUUGCUGAUAUUUGCUUCUAUAAUGAAAGCAAGACGGAAGAAGAAAGAAAACACAACAAUACUCUGCUACGUGGGAAAGAUAUAUUCCAGGAUGUGUGGUUCCCUAUGUUAUUCUGCUUCAAUGACACCAUAAUGACAGCCGAAGACCUAGAAGUAAGGUCACGUGCACUAAACUACAUGUUCGACGCUUUGGUGGCAUAUGGUAGCAAAUUCAAUGAUGAAUUCUGGGAAAAAAUUUGCAAGAAAUUGCUAUUCCCUAUUUUUGGCGUAUUAUCAAAGCAUUGGGAAGUCAACCAAUUCAACAGUCACGAUGAUUUAAGUGUGUGGUUAUCAACCACAUUAAUCCAAGCCUUAAGGAAUCUGAUUGCUCUUUUCACGCACUACUUUGAAUCGCUGAACAAGAUGCUUGAUGGAUUUUUAGGUCUACUGGUAUCGUGUAUUUGUCAAGAAAAUGAUACUAUUGCCAGAAUUGGGAGGUCUUGCUUACAACAAUUGAUACUACAAAACGUAACCAAAUUCAAUGAAUAUCACUGGAUCCAAAUAGGUGAUGUAUUUGAUAAGUUAUUUGAUUUAACCACUGCAAAUGAAUUGUUCGAUUAUGAUCCGUUGCAGCAAGGAAGAAAGCCCUCUGUUUCUCAUCACCAAACGGCAAAUGAUGCUAGCCAACAGUCAGAUAAUGAUAAUAACGAUGUUGAUGAAGACAAUUCCAAUAUCAGUGAAACUGUGGAAAGAGCGCAUCAGGAAGAAUCCAGUGAAGAUGUCGGCGGCGACAUGGUUGAAGCGCUCAACGGGGAAACCAAAUUGAAUAACGGUAAUGCCAUUCCGACAGCGAAGAACGAAUUAAACUCGAAAGCUGCUACUUUGAAUGUUCCUAGGAGGUCUAAGCAUAUGAAACGUAACGAAAGUAACGAAGAUAUACGUCGGAGAAUAAAUGUCAAGAACUCCAUUGUUGUCAAAUGCGUUUUACAGCUCUUGAUGAUAGAAUUGCUGAACGAAUUAUUUGAAAAUGAGGAUUUCGCCCACUGCAUUCCUUUUAAGGAGGCCAUUAGAAUUACAAGAUUAUUAGAGAAAUCUUAUGAGUUUUCUCGUGAUUUUAACGAGGAUUAUGGAUUGAGAACAAGAUUAGUAGAAGCUCGAGUGGUUGAUAAAAUUCCAAAUUUGUUGAAACAAGAAACCAGUGCUGCCGCCGUUCUCCUUGACAUUAUGUUUCAGUUAUAUCUGAACGAUGAUGAGAAGAAGACUGACUUAAUAAGUCGUUUGAUUACUAUUUGCAUCCAGGUUGUCGAGGGUUACGUUUCCUUGGAUGAUAGAACCAUGGAACGUAGUAUCAAUGCUUGGCGUUCCGUGAUUGUUGAAAUCCUACAAGGUUACUAUGAAUUUGACGAUGAAGACUUCAGAUUGUAUUGUCCAGCUAUGUAUGCCUUGGUAAUCCAAAUAUUAGACAAGAGCGUUCCAACAGAAUUAAGACAUGCUGUCAAGCAAUUUUUAAGUAGAAUUGGUGAAUUAUACCUUUCUACCGAUUAA